Messenger RNA from Drosophila navojoa, 1114 nucleotides. RefSeq names its product RNA-binding protein Rbp1-like (gene Rbp1-like). Gene Ontology annotation, molecular function: RNA binding. The record is from RefSeq and is a predicted model, not a curated record. NCBI's taxonomy places the organism in Eukaryota, Metazoa, Arthropoda, Insecta, Diptera, Drosophilidae.
UAAUUUUCUCUCUACGUAAGCGUGGUUGUGCUUGCCUGCUGUCUGGGAAAAAAGAAUAUAUAUAGUACAUAUAUAAAUUGUGUAUACCUACCGACGCAAUUAAGAGCUGGCAUAUAGAAAUUUGCAUAAAAGUUUAACAAUAUUAACAUAUAAGUAAAUAUACACUAUGCCCCGCUAUCGUGAAUGGGACUUGGCCUGCAAAGUCUACGUAGGCAAUCUUGGCUCCUCGGCCUCCAAAUAUGAGAUUGAGAACGCGUUCAGUAAAUAUGGACCCCUGCGUAAUGUGUGGGUAGCACGCAAUCCUCCUGGCUUCGCCUUCGUCGAAUUCGAGGAUCGUCGCGAUGCAGAGGAUGCGACAAGGGGACUCGAUGGCACACGCUGCUGUGGCACACGCAUACGCGUCGAAAUGUCUUCUGGCCGUUCACGCGAAGGACGCGGCGGUGGAGGCGGCGGUGGCCGCCGCGGCGGACGCAGUGGCAGUGGAGGUGGCGGCGGUGCAGCUGCUCGUGCUGGUGACGCUGGCGGACGUUAUAGGAUAAAGUCUACUUCUACUACAAGCACAACAAGAACAACAACAACAGCUACUACUACUACUACUACUAGAACUUCUACUACUCCUCCUCUUCCUUCAACAAGUACAACUACUACAACAACCAGAACAACUUCACGUCUCAUAACUACAACAACAACAAGAACAACAGCUCCUGCUCCUCCUCUUACACACAUUUCACCAACACCAACAACUACAACAACAACAACAACACGCCCAACCAAAUUGUGCAGCUUUAUGAUAAUUGUCGAUUUCAACAAAUACGAUAUAUUCCGCUGACUGCAAAAAAUAACAAGCAAAACAACAAUACCACCAACAACAACAAUAACUGCAACAGCGACUGCAACACAUCACAACAAUAUCAACAAGAACACAUGCUCCUCUUCGCAAGCUCUCUACAAAAUCUUAGUACUUAACGUACGCAUCUAUUUGUCAGCUGAAGGGGCAGUCCAAUCACCAUCUACCAUCAGCAGCAACAGCUACAAUCUGCAUCAGCAUCAACUGCGAUACCACACCACACAACACAACAUAAUUCAUUCACACAACUCUCCAUAUCUCUUUCUC